AUGGGAAAAGUCCCCGACGAACAACAAGAAGACACUGCCUUGAUGAUCUCCGCGAUGUUCUCCUCAGAAGUAAGUCCAGAAAACAUGUGGAGUCUCGACGUUCUCGGCAUCAAAGAUCCAAUUCAAAGGUUAUUAAAAGAAGAAUACCAGAAAGAAAUUCUGAAGAAAUUUCAAGAAACUACCAAGAUCAAUUCGACGGGAAAGUAUAAAGUGAUCCUGCCCUGGAAGGAGAACCACCCUCCGCUCGGUGAAAAUCGAGAAGUAGCAGAGAAAAGACUAGAGAACACACUAAAGAGAUUACGUGAUCAAAAUUUAUUUUAUGAAUACGAGAAAAUCUUCGAUGAGUGGCUGAAAGAAGACAUCAUAGAAGUAGUUCGAGAAGAAGAAACGAGUAAUUCAAGCUUCUACUUAUCACACCGACUCGUUAUCAAGGAAGGAAGUACAACUCGUAUUCGACCGGUCUUUGAUGCAUUAGUUAAAGGAAAAAAUCAACCAACUCUAAAUCAGUGCCUAGAAACCGGACCAAACUUCAUAGAACUCAUUCCAUCGCUGCUCUUACGAUUUAGAGAGAACAAAAUAGGCCUUAUUGCUGAUAUACGGAAAGCAUUUUUACAAAUCAGCGUAGCAUCUAAGGAGCACGGCAUCAUGAGAUUCUUGUGGAAAAGGACGCAAGGCCCGGACGAAUUUGUAAUAUAUCGAGUAGUCUUUGGAAUCGCCAGCAGCCCUUUUUUGCUAGGGACUACCAUUGCUCUUCAUUUAGAACAAACAUUAAUAGAAGCCAAAGAUGCCCACGAGAAGAGCAUCAUCCAGAAAUUGAAGCGGUCCUUCUACGUGGACAAUUGUGUUACCAGUACUGAUUCGGAAGAAGAAGCGAUAUUAUUUAAAAAGAAACCAAUUUCAAUUUUGGCCAAAGGUGGCUUCGAUUUAAGAGGGUGGCAAUAUUCGAACAGACUAGGUUCCAUCAAGGAGAUUCCAGUACUGGGGCUGGUUUGGAAUGUCAAGGAAGACAUAUUGAUGUUAUCGCCUACAACAUUGUCACAGAAAACUCCAAUCAAAGCUACAAAACGAGAAAUUCUAUCAUCUACACAAAAAAUAUUUGACCCUCUAGGAAUAACAUGUCUAGUACAACUCAUGCCUAAGUUGCUCCUUAAGAGCUUGUGGAACAAGAAUACCGACUGGGAUGUAGAAGUCGAGAACCACGACAAAGAAGCCUUCCUGCAAUGGCAACGAGAGUUAGAACAUUUACGUCACCUGAAGAUCCCAAGAUGGACCUUAAAGAAUAACGAAACCCUACAUCUUUUUGUAGAUGCAAGUCAGACAGCCUAUGGGGCGGUAAUCUUCGCCAGAAUCGAGCACAACAGCAAGAUAGAAGUGCACUUCAUACAAGUCAAAUCCCGAAUAGCUCCAAAAGAAAAGGCAACGAUCCCAAGAUUGGAACUAUUAAGCGCCUCGAUAGGAGCCAGGUUAAUGAACAACGUGAUUCAUCGACGGUCUUGGAUACAGAGAGAAACACAGUGGGCUACGUUCGUUUGGAACAGAGUUCAAAAAAUAUGCCAAUUAAGUAAUCCACAAUCUUGGCGAUACGUACUAGGAGAAAUGAACCCUGCAGAUCUGGUUUCAAGAGGCUGCAAAGCAAAACAACUUCUAGAAUCUCGCUGGUGGGAAGGGCCUUCGUGGCUCAAGCUCUCGCCAGAGUUAUGGCCAAAUGAAUUGUUCCUAGAAGCCUUUCGCAGGUUCGUGGCGCGGCGAGGAAGACCUGUGCAGUACACAGAUAACGGGACCAACUUCACGGGAGCCAGCCGAAAUCUUCAGGAAAUCAACUGGACGAAAGUCGAAGAAUACGGCUCAGUGGAGAAAAUUCAAUGGAUCUUCAACCCUCCCACGGCAGCUUGGUGGGGAGGAUGGUGGGAGAGUCUAAAAGAUCCGUAA
This is a messenger RNA of Trachymyrmex cornetzi, 1929 nucleotides long. RefSeq lists its product as uncharacterized. Gene Ontology annotation, molecular function: nucleic acid binding. NCBI's taxonomy places the organism in Eukaryota, Metazoa, Arthropoda, Insecta, Hymenoptera, Formicidae. The record is from RefSeq and is a predicted model, not a curated record.